Molecule: messenger RNA, 932 nt
Organism: Lolium perenne
Lineage: Eukaryota; Viridiplantae; Streptophyta; Magnoliopsida; Poales; Poaceae
Cellular component (GO): mitochondrial intermembrane space
Source: RefSeq, a predicted model, not a curated record
CACCGUCUUCCCUCUUUCUUCCUGCCUUCCGAAGUUCCGAUCCCCGCACCGAGCACCGCAAACCCUCGUCGCAAGAAAGAAAUUCCACAAGCGAAAUCCAAAACCCCGCGCCCGUCCCCGGCCAUGGUGGUGUACACGCAGGAGCACGUCUACCGGCACCCCUGGGACCGCGUGACGGCGGCGGCGUGGCGCAAGUUCACGGACCCGGCCUCCCGCACCUCGCUCUCCCACGUCGCCGACCUGCACACCCUGCAGCGCCGCGUCGACACGGACACCGGCCGCCUCCACGCCGCGCGCUCCAUCACCGUCCGCUCCCCGCCGCUGCCCUUCAUCCUGCGCCGCCUCCUCCCGGCCGCCGCCGCCUCCCCCUCGGGCGCCGCCAUCUGCCACUGCGUCGAGACCUCCCUCGUCGACGCCCCGCGCCGCGCCAUGGACGUCGUCGUCCGCAACGUCAGCCUCCGCGGCAUCAUCGAGGUCGAGGAGCGCUCCACCUUCCGCCCCCACCCGGACCGCCCCGACGACUGGACGCAGUUCAGGCAGGAGACCACCAUCCGCUGCCGCCCGCUCGCCAAGCUCGCUGCCGUCGCGGAGAAGGUCGAGACCCGCUGCGCCGAGCGGUUCCUGCAGAACAGCGCCAAGGGGAGGGAGGUCGUCGAGCGGAUCUGCCGAUACCUCGAGGCCGAGGCCGCUGGCGCCGCGCCAUCCGCCGUCUGACCUCCUCUGGUUUGCGCCCCCCCUCUGUCCUACCCGUUCUGGAUCUGGUCGAAUCGAAUCGAAUCGAAUCAAGGGUUCGCUCGAUCUGCGCUGCCGCGCGUGCAGGCCCAGACCUCGCAUCGUCGCCCUUUUUGUUUUGUUUUUGUUUUGCUUUCACUUUCUUCUGUAUACGAGCUGAAGCCUCAAUGGAAUAAAGCUUGUGGGCAUAGACUUAUUAA